Messenger RNA from Ceratina calcarata, 7461 nucleotides. It is a transcript of the gene Fak, whose product is annotated as protein tyrosine kinase 2 Fak. The transcript has 22 exons. Gene Ontology annotation, cellular component: cytoskeleton; focal adhesion. NCBI's taxonomy places the organism in Eukaryota, Metazoa, Arthropoda, Insecta, Hymenoptera, Apidae. The record is from RefSeq and is a predicted model, not a curated record. Gene Ontology annotation, biological process: signal complex assembly; protein phosphorylation. Gene Ontology annotation, molecular function: ATP binding; protein tyrosine kinase activity. Bases 1 to 5415 code for a protein of 1804 amino acids.
AUGUUGGAAUUGGUGGAACGAAAGGCCAGCGGGAUUUCUUGGCCGUGCCGCGGCCAGAACCUGGAAUCGUACAGAGAUCCCAAGGGGAUCUUCUUUCUCCGGCGAGACAGGGGUUGCUCGCGGGAGAAACGAUGGAGAAGGGAAAACGGUGGCCUGCUCUGUCCGCUCGGACGACUAAGAUGCAACGAGUCCUACUCGCCCGACACUCUCGGCACGUGGAAGUUCCUCAGGGUCUCUCGUAGCAGCCAUGAGGGGAUGAGCACUGGCGUGGGAGAUGGAGGCGGAGGAGGCGGUGGCGGUGUACAGGGAAAUAUCAGCGGGAGGAACACGCCACCCCAUGGAUCGCCCACCCCCAUGGACAAGGCGACCCUCAAGGUUCAUCUGCCUAACGGUGGUUUCAACGUCGUCAAAUUCGGCGAUGCGAUCGACGUGAAAGGAAUCAUCUCCUUGGUGACCAGUCGACUGGCACCGGGUACCAGGCACUAUCGACACCUUUACGCCAUGAGACUCCAUCACCCUGGCUCCGGGGAGAAUUACUGGUUGCACCAAGACACCACCAUGUACCAGGUCCAAGAGAAGUACGAGAAGAAACACCCUCACAGCGAGUGGAGGUACGAGCUGAGGAUUCGCUACUUGCCGCACAAUUUGAACGACUUAUACGAGAAGGACAAAGUGACGUUCUUCUACUAUUACGACCAGGUGCGAAACGAUUACCUCUGCGCGAAUCAUUCGUCUCUGGACCAGGACGUGGCGGUGCAGCUGUGUUGCCUGGAGAUUCGCUAUUUUUUCAAGGACAUGGGAAACAUGGCGCUCGAUAAAAAGAGCAACCUGGAGUACCUGGAACGAGAGGUCGGCCUGCACAAGUUUUUACCGCGGGCCGUGUUGAACGGAAUGAAACCAAAGGCACUGCGUAAGCUGAUACAGCAGCACUUCAAGAAGGUCGCGGCAUUGUCAGAGCUCGAAUGCAUGUUCAAGUUCUUCGAUUUGUUAAGGGCGCACUAUAGAUUCGACCAGGAGAGGUUCAUUUGCGCUUUGGGGUCGAGCUGGUCUAUUCCUGUAGAACUAGUCAUUGGACCGGACUUAGGCAUAUCUUACAUGGCUCACAGAGGAGGAACAGUGCCAACGAGGAUGGCCGAAUUCUCUCAGAUACAGUCUAUCCAAACGCUCGUGUCGGACUGCAAAGAGCACGCGAAAGCGUGCAUUAAAUUAAGGGUAGCCGGAGCCGAGGAAACGCUUAGUAUAACUUGUUCGAGUCUAGACCAGGCGGAGAGCCUCGCAGAUUUAAUCGACGGAUACUGUAGGCUAGUCACCGGAAGCAACACCUCGUUGUGGAACAGGAAAGCUGCAUCGUGGAAAAACUAUCCCUGUCCAUGCAAAGAUGCUCAUCCACCCAAGUACAGGCAAGAUCGUUCCAAUAGCCCAGAGAAAAAUGUCAGCAAGACGGGCACUAUUUUGUCGGAAGAUUACGCGGAAAUCGUGGACGAGGAAGGGGAUUAUUCCACGCCAACGACUAGGAACUAUGAGAUCGUUAGAAAUCAAGUGGAAUUGGGCGAGAUCAUCGGAGAGGGUCAGUUCGGCAAUGUACAUAAAGGCUCGUACAAAGGUAGAGACAACCAGCUGACUCCCGUGGCAGUGAAAACUUGUAAAGUCGACGCGGAUUCCGCGACCGCAGAGAAAUUCCUAGAGGAAGCUUUCAUAAUGCAACAGUUCGAGCAUCCUCACAUCAUAAGACUGAUCGGCGUGUGUUCGGAAGCGCCGAUUUGGCUGGUGAUGGAGUUGGCCAGGCUAGGAGAGAUGCGCGCUUACUUGCAGUCGAACAAACAUCGGUUGGACCUCGCGACCCUUCUCCUUUACACGUUUCAAUUAAGCACUGCCUUAUCUUAUCUCGAGAGCAAGAAGUUCGUGCACAGGGAUAUCGCCGCGAGGAACGUGUUAGUUUCUACGCACAAUUGCGUGAAACUGGCGGAUUUCGGCCUCAGCAGAUGGGUGGAAGAUCAAAGUUACUAUACCGCUAGUAGAUGUAAGUUACCCAUCAAAUGGAUGGCACCCGAGAGCAUCAAUUUUCGACGAUUUACGACAUCUUCCGAUGUCUGGAUGUUUGGUGUGUGCAUGUGGGAGAUUUUAAUGUUAGGAGUGAAACCGUUCCAAGGUGUAAAAAACAACGAGGUGAUACGCAAGUUAGAGAACGGAGAAAGACUCGCGUUACCGAAUCACUGCCCGCCGCGAUUAUACUCCUUGAUGUCUCAAUGCUGGAACUACGAGCCUAGCAAGCGACCGACGUUCAAGGAAAUCAGAGAAACGUUGCACGAGAUUCUGUUGGAGGAGAAACAUCAGCAGCAAGAAACGAUGAGAAGGGAGAACAGGAGAGUGCAGGCGAUGUCGUGGGGCGCAGACGAUGUACCGCCGCCGAAACCUUCGAGGCAACCGCAAAACACGACGGAUCAAUCCCAGCUAACUACCGCUGCGCCGGUCUCGACGUACAUCGUGGCGCAGAGCCCCGAGGUUCUCGCGCAGCUUAUGAAGGAUAAUCAAGCCAGGGGGGUAUGUCCCUCCGUCUACACAACACCCGCGUCGCCUUUCAAUACCCUAGCAGUACAAUUCCAAGACGAAGACCAAGUCUUAACCACAGCCCUGGUCUCGGAUCUACCUUUUUGCGAUCCGGCCAACUCGGAACCUUCCGGCUCCCACGAUACCCACUCCGGCGAUUCCACUUUAUCCGACACUAAUCUCGACUCCCUCGAUUCCUCGGACACUCCGCUCAUGUCCAGCUUGACCAUUUCGGAGACGGCGCAAACUCAAUCCUCUCCGGCCGCGAACAGAAAGCAGCAGAAGGUUAAAGAGAUGCAAAAUUUGUACGCGGUCAGCUCGAAAGUGGUCGGUUCCGUCACCGGCGAUCUGUACUCUCCCGUGCAAAAGUUCACAGCUUCCACUGCCGUUCCCAUUACAACGAUCGCGGCCACGUGCGGCGAGAUUUACGGGCCGGUCGCUAAUUUCACGCAGAGCUCCGCUAUCGUUGGCAAUCUUAGCCAAAGUCCCAGCGUAGGCGGUAAUUUCGGUGAGAACCCCGGUAACUUUGGGCCUAGUAGCUUGAACAGUAUCGUAGUAGGAACGAACAGCGGUCAAAGUCAACCGUCGAGUUUCAUUCAGUUGACCGCGAACACCGCGACUCAGGCGUUCAGCGUCUCUCAAUCGAUGAGCCAGAGCACUAGUUGCGUUCAGCAAAAUCCUGCCACGGCCGUAGUUUAUCCACGCGUGUCGAUCGUUAGUUCGGUAAACGCUGCCAUUCCUGUAUCUAACGCCGAGUGCCUAUACGGGCCGGUGUUGAAGUUCCGAGCGCAGACCAGCCAGAGUCAAUCGGCGACCGAUUUGAAACCCGUGAACGCGUCGGUCGUCUCUGCCGUACCGAAUCCUAGAGGCAAUUUAGCGCACGUCACGACUCCCGGGCAAAAUCUACAGGCGCAACCGAUGCACGCGCAGAAUUAUCAGCACCAACAAAUCUACUCGAACAUCAAUCACCUGGCAUCGCAGCCGAUGUACCUGCAGCAUGUGCAGAACGUCCAGAGGCCCGUGAUUUAUCAGCCGGUUUCUUACGUCGCGACGCAGCACACGAGUCAGCAGAGUCAAGCGACCGGCGCGAACCCGAUUUACACGGCCCAUGCGACUUCCGUCACGGUGGUGCAGGCUCAGAAGGUCCCGGUCUACGUUCAACAGAUGCAAGCCGAAAUGGCCAGUCACGUGCAAACUACGAACGUGAAUCAGCAGUUGCCUUACGAGAUGGCACAGAGUCAUCCUGUUCAUUUCGCCACGUCCGUGCUUCAAUCGGCCGGACAGCAACAAAUUCAUCCGAGCGCGUCUAACGUAGUCGUCGUCCCGGCUUCCGUCGCCGUGAUGCACCACGGUCAGACGCCGCAGAGUAACAUCGCGAAUUUGCAAACGACCGCGACGAAUCCGACGCCGCAGUACAUACCGCAACCGGUCCAGAUGGGAAUCGUAAGAUCCAGCGUGCCUCAAAUGGCGACCGGCGUCGCGAAAAUCACCACGUUCGUUACCCAAAAGCAAGACGAACCAUUGACAAGCUCGACAGACGGUACGCUCUCCGGGUCGCUGAUAUCUUCCGCUGUCAGUGACAGCACAAUGUCAUCGAGCAGCUCGAUGACAGAGGAGGCACAGCAAGACCAGAGGAAUGCACAGUCUCAGUUAUUCGACAGCAUUACGGAAAAUUUCAGCGGUGGCAUCGACGAUGAACAGAAAUUGCUGGAGCAACGACUAUUGGAGCAGCAACGGCAAUCGGAGGAGGACAGUCGUUGGUUGGCAAGAGAAGAGAAACGCUUAUCCAUCGCAACGAGCGGAGAUGAGAGCGCGAGUCCUCCGGUUCCACGUUCGGUCACGCAGUCACCGAGUCACGAACAGCAGCACAGCGCUAAUACUGGUUCCCUGGGUUCCGAUAAAGGCAGCGACAAAGUAAUCAUCGUAAAGAAAAUGGAACCUACGCCCACCGCGGAUCUGGAUAGAACGAAUGAUAAAGUUUACGAUUGUACAACGAGCGUAGUUCGCGCCGUGAUGUCCCUCUCCCAAGGAGUUCAGCAGAGCAAGGCCGAUCAAUAUUUGGACUUGGUGCGCAAAGUGGGCAUCGAAUUGAGAGCACUGCUCUCAUCUGUCGAUGUCCUGAUGGACAUCUUACCCAUUUCUGCUCAUCGAGAGGUAGAAAUGGCGCAUAAGGUCCUCAGCAAGGAUAUGGCAGAACUGGUAACAGCGAUGAAACAAGCUCAGAAGUACAGUGCUACUACGCUGGACGCCGAAUAUCGAAAGGGGAUGCUGUCUGCGGCUCACAUCUUAGCGAUGGACGCAAAGAAUCUUCUAGACGUGAUCGACUCGAUACGCAUUCGCUAUCCGUACGUAGAUAGUCAGAUUUGUCAGAAGCAAAACCAUAUUAACGUCCCGCAAGAAUCCUCGGCGGAGAAUCGCAUCCGCUCCAGUCAAUCCGGAGAACAAUUUCUGAGGAGAAGCCAGUCGAGCGAGCGUCAAGGCGCGACAUUCAGACAGAGCCAAAGCGGUGAUCUUCUACACAGAAUGGGUCAAUCCGUCGAUCGUUCGUUACAGGGCAGUCAAACGGACGUUAGCAGCGGUUCCAGUUUAGAGAGAAGGCAUCAUAUAGUCACGAACAGCCUCGAGCGUAACUCAACGACCAGGAGGCAAAUGGCUACGAACAGUUUAGAGAGAAAGCGACCGUCGUUAUCCUGUAAUAUCAGUCCCAUGAACAACUCUGUAAAUCUGCCACCGAUGAUACCAGUUACCUGUAAUUUAGUCCAAACGGUAGGACCGGUCGUUCAACCGGUCACGACAGGUAUCAAUCAACAGUCGGUAUUCGCGCCUAAUAAUAAAACGACGAACGAAAGUCCGACGACCGAUAGCUAACAACGAGACACGUUGCGAUAAGAUAAGCUGUUAUUUAGCUCGCGAAUGAAAAUCUGUUGAAGCAAGGCCCUCGAUUCCUGGACGUAGCGAUUGUCCGGAAAUAAAUCGUAUUGCUCGAUCAAGGGAGAACUUGGAAGUGAUCGUAUGUACAUAAACUACGUCGUACAGUUACCCAUUCACGUCUUACGCAUGACUCAGCAACAGGAGAUUUAGUAUUCGUGCUUUAUAGCUCUUUUUGACAUUUAAUAGACAUUGUCUACACGUACUUAUAGAUAGGACAGUAUUCGUUAGACGUAGCGAUAGGAUUAUCUCCGAGAAGCGUAAAUCACAGCUAUAAAGAAAUCACUCCAAAGCUUUAGGAUUAUUGUUAAUUUGUUAUUGUACGACAACAUGGACAGAGUGAUGCAGAAAAUUUUCUUGAAUAAUAAUUUUGUUCGUAUGAUAUAUACACGUGGCAAUAUACUUGAAUUUUUUCUUUAUAAAAGAUUUGAAUCGUCAAGAAAUAUCUUUUUGCGUCACCUUGUAAGUAGGUAGUCGAAUAAUUAUACGUAUAGAUAUAUAUAUAGAUAUAUAGAUAUAUUUAUAAAUAUAUUAUAUAUAUAUUUAAACGAUCAGUUCGGAACAUUGCGCGCAGAAAGUUUCAUUUCGCGUAGGACACAAACUUACGAAGUUAUCUUUACAAUUUUAUAAUUUAAUAGUCUGUUUCCUGCUACGAGGAGUGAUCAUAAUCGUAAAAAAAAAACUGGGACUGAAUGUUAUUUCUAUUAGGUAAUUAUUUAGCGAUUCGUACCGAUUAACGUGAAAUUUAUAUAAACUGUUUUAUAAAAAAACAAAUCAUUCUUCGCAACGGCAAGUCAGUUCCUACAAAAUAUUUAUGAAAAGAAAAAACAGAAUUUCAUCUCUUCGCGUAAGGAUAGUAUCGAUAACUUGUCAAUGCAAUGCGCUUGUAAAAACAGUGCAUUUACGGAUCUAUUGAUAUUCCAUAGAUAUAAAGUAUUCCAUUCUUUUUUUUUUACACGUUUGUUACUCCCUUUCUUGUUCCUGGGAGGAUUUAGUUUAAAUGAAAAUCGACUGAUAUUUACAUUGUUCAUUUUAUACGAAGCGUAGUUUGCAGUAGUGAUAACGUGCCAACGUGUGCUUAUACAAUUUUGCCGUCGUGUAACAGAUUGAAAAUGUACAGUAACAUUCUAAUGCAUCGUCCCAGGGACACAUAACGACGUUUGAUAUUGCUAUUGCAUCUGCAUAAAUAAUUUUAUUUGAAUAACCAUGUGUAAAUAAAAUAAUCAAAAUUCAUACAUAUGAUUCGACGACAUCGAUUGAACAAACAUGGUAUCAUUUACAGUUAGACCGAACGUUAUUCUGUUUCACUUGUUUAUCGAAAUUCCAUCGAUACCUUUAAACAAAAACAUUCAAUCUUCUUCUUGAUCUACGUUCAUGCCAUCUCCGGUAUUGCAGCAUUAUAUACGCAUCAUUUUCGUCCCCUCUUUUCCAAGUGUAUAAUGUAAUUAUCGUCAAGUAUGCCAUGACGAAUAUCGUAACGUGUGAUGUAAUAAAAUUAUUAAAUAUUUAGGAAGGAAUCCUGUCCUUCGCGCGGAAUGUACGAGUUUUAGAGAACUGCAUAUCUUCGUGGCACGAUUAAUUAAUGUGCUUGACUGGUGAAUCACCAUCCCGAUUUCUAUAUAAAUUGACUCGAGGAUAAUAGAAGCUUAAUUUAUUUUUGUUCGGACGAUAAAAUUUUACAAGUUUCCGCUGCUUGCAACAAAAUAACGAGUAUAUAAAGUAUUCAUAAUUGAUAGUGUGCACAAUCGUUCGUGGGAAUGCAGCUUGUUAAAAAGAGAAGGAGGAAAUAGGCACUAAAAUGAAAUCAGUCUGUCGUUCAUUCAGUCAUUCAUCUUGUUAUUGUUAUAGGCAGUAAAUGAUGCAGAGAGAGAGAGAGAGAGAGUGUGUGUGUAAACGUAUAAAAAAGUAUUUAUAAAACUGUGUAAAGGUAACUAUGUAUUAUGACACGGAGCAAAGUAAUAAACAGCAAGAAUGAUUUCGGCAUCA